This is a messenger RNA of Pieris macdunnoughi, 555 nucleotides long. Lineage: Eukaryota; Metazoa; Arthropoda; Insecta; Lepidoptera; Pieridae. The record is from the annotation of a GenBank genome assembly.
AUGUUUUCUUUUGUUACAGAGGAAGAAAUCGACGUUGUAUCGCUCGGUACAACCAGUAACCAACCGUUGGCUUCAACAUCUCGCGCCGACUACAGUGGAGGUUCGUCUUCCUCAGAACGGUAUAUACAAGCUCCCGUAGAAGUUAACGUGACUCCGAGGCCGGUGGCUAGAAAGCGCUUAGUACCACCCACAGGCGUCACAUCUGCCGUGCCUCGGCGGCGGAGAGGCCCCGGCAGACGUGGCCGCUCCAAUACUGACACAGACUCUGAAGCCGAGUCUCCUGAAAUUGAACGUCGUUCUAUCCACAACGAUAUGGAACGCUUGCGGCGCAUAGGUCUCAAAAAUCUCUUUGAUGAACUCAAAAAGCAAAUUCCAGCCACAAAAGAUAAGGAACGUGCACCGAAAGUCGUUAUAUUGCGUGAAGCGGCCGCCUUGUGUCGUAAACUUCGCGAGGAUGAACUAGAGCGCGAUUAUCUUAAAAAGCAGCAAAACAAGCUGAUUACUAAACUGAAGAAACUUCGUACUAUGCUCUCGGCACGCUAUCGUCCCUAUUGA